This is a messenger RNA of Seminavis robusta, 723 nucleotides long. The record is from the annotation of a GenBank genome assembly. Lineage: Eukaryota; Bacillariophyta; Bacillariophyceae; Naviculales; Naviculaceae.
AUGCACAGAAUCACAGUGGUGACAGGAUCAUCUUCUGGUGAUCCACCAACUCCUCCAAGCCCCUUGCCCCAUCUCGACGCCGUUUCUGAUGCAAGCUCAGGGGACAGUCCAGGCUCAAGUCCGGACCAUAACAGUACCCAGAAACCGACAAAGGUAUCCAGCUGGAGAAAGAGGGGUUCGCGGCACCUCCCACCACCAUACCCAGACCCCAUACCGCUAGAUCUCUCCAUGAUCAAGCGCAGAGAUCUACCAAUAAGGCUAGUCGUGGAUGAACCAGUGCCAGUGGAAUGCUACUCAGAUGACCCCUUUGCGCAAACGACCUCCAGUUCCGGGGUAAGAAGGUUUUCUAGUAGAAGACAAAGAUCGAAGGAAAACAGCAGCAACAAGUGGCAUUCUUCCUCGGCGGCAAAGCCAUCUUCCUCCAUUCAAAACAGCUUUGCCAACUUUGACGACGCGUUUAGAAACAGCGUCAGUUCAGAAUCGUCGUGGGUAGCCUUUGAUCAGAGCUCCAAGGGUGAAACUGCUACAAGCACCACCGAAAAGGAGUCUCCUUCUGAUAGCGGUGAUUCCCUUCAUGUCUUUGAAGACGCUGCUGCCAGUUACGACAAAGACACAGGUGUUCGGAGGAGCAAAGGGCCUGUACUUCGAAUGGAAUACAAGGGUGAAAUGGUGUCAGUGAGUGAAACGACUACCGCACGACUUCAAGACCUUUCUUGGGUAUGA